This is a messenger RNA of Botrytis sinoallii, 537 nucleotides long. RefSeq lists its product as uncharacterized. The record is from RefSeq and is a predicted model, not a curated record. Bases 1 to 537 code for a protein of 178 amino acids. The transcript has a single exon. NCBI's taxonomy places the organism in Eukaryota, Fungi, Ascomycota, Leotiomycetes, Helotiales, Sclerotiniaceae.
AUGGAAAACCCCGUCCUUUCCGGCCUACGUUGUCUGCGAACAAGAACCCUUCUUCAACACACCUCGAUUUCAAGAUGCUCAAACCUCUAUAUCUCUACCACCCGCGCUGCACAGAACACACGUUCCUACUCUACUCCCACAGCCAAUUUACCCCGCACUCUCGCACGAAGCAGAGGUCCUUGCCCCUCAUCAUCUUUCGCCCGCCUCAGGUUCUACAGCAGUGAAUCCUCUCCAUCCACAAUCAAAGGUACCGUAGGUGAAGGUGCAGACGGAGCUGCGGCAGAUAAACUCGAGGUUCCAUCUCAUCUAGAUGAAGCUGAAAAGAAGAUUUGGGGCUUAUUAUACAACGAACUUGCGCCCACGAAACUGCAGGUGCAGGAUAUAAGUGGUGGAUGUGGAAGUAUGUAUGGGAUUGAGAUUGUUAGCGAAAAGUUUAGGGGGUUGAAUAUGUUGAAGCAACAGAGGUUGGUUAAUAAAGUACUGGGAGAAGAGAUCAAGGGAUGGCAUGGUGUACAGUUGAGGACUAGUGUGCCUUGA